Molecule: messenger RNA, 978 nt
Organism: Salarias fasciatus (jewelled blenny)
Lineage: Eukaryota; Metazoa; Chordata; Actinopteri; Blenniiformes; Blenniidae
Gene: mc1r
Product: melanocortin 1 receptor
Exons: 1
Coding region: 1-978 (325 amino acids)
Biological process (GO): G protein-coupled receptor signaling pathway
Cellular component (GO): membrane
Molecular function (GO): melanocyte-stimulating hormone receptor activity
Source: RefSeq, a predicted model, not a curated record
AUGGAGCUGAGCAACGGGUCCCUGCACUACCCCUCCUUACUCCACAUGGAGUUCGGGCCACUGAGUGACUUUCUGGAUGAAAACGACACAAACUCAACAGCAGGUGAGCAGAACGUGGUGGGGUGCGUGCAGAUCCACGUGCCCCAGGAACUCUUUUUGGCGCUGGGGCUCAUCAGUCUGGUGGAGAACAUCCUGGUGAUCCUGGCCAUCAUGAAGAACCGCAACCUGCACUCGCCCAUGUACUACUUCAUCUGCUGCCUGGCCGUGUCCGACAUGCUCGUGAGCGUCAGCAACGUGGUGGAGACCGUCUUCAUGCUCCUCCACGACCACGGCCUGCUGGACGUGCACCCGGGCAUGCUGCGCCACCUGGACAACGUUAUCGACGUGAUGAUCUGCAGCUCGGUGGUGUCCUCGCUCUCCUUCCUGUGCACGAUCGCCGCGGACCGGUACGUCACCAUCUUUUACGCGCUGCGCUACCACAGCAUCAUGACCACGCAGCGCGCGAUCGCCAUCAUCGUGGUGGUGUGGCUGGCCAGCGUGGCCUCCAGCAUCCUCUUCAUCGUGUACCACACCGACAACGCGGUCAUCGUGUGCCUGGUCACCUUCUUCUGCAUCACCCUGGUGUUCAACGCCGUGCUGUACCUGCACAUGUUCGUCCUGGCGCACGUGCACUCCCGGCGCAUCGUGGCGUUCCACAAGAACCGGCGCCAGUCCACGAGCAUGAAGGGGGCGAUCACCCUCACCAUCCUCCUGGGGGUCUUCAUUCUGUGCUGGGGGCCUUUCUUCCUCCACCUCAUCCUCAUCCUCGCCUGCCCCACCAGCCCCUUCUGCAACUGUUUCUUCCGAAACUUCAACCUCUUCCUCAUCCUCAUCAUCUGCAACUCGCUCAUCGACCCGCUCAUCUACGCGUACCGGAGCCACGAGCUGCGCAAAACCCUGCAGGAGCUCAUCCUGUGUUCCUUUUGUCUCGGGGCGUGA